AGCGAUUUAGUGCCCUGCAAGUGAUGCAGUAAUUUUUCUGUGAAAGCUAAAAAAAUUUCGCUUAGGCAAAAAUUAAUGGCACACAAGCGUUUAUUUGUCUACGCUGCAUUUCUGGCGAUAUGUUAUUUACUUGGCGCGACAUGGGCUGAGACAGCAACACAAACACUGACCAUCAGCAGCAGUAAUAGCAACAACGCCAGUCAACUUAAUGCACCUGGCAAGGCGGCAGUAACUACUGCAGCGCCAGCAAUCGCUACUCCCAAAGUCAUAAGCAGUACGGCAACAAGCGCCAACACAAGUAGCAGUCCUAGUGAAUGUUCCUGUGUUGGAGCUCUGCUGCCGCAAGUAGAUUCCAAUGGAAAGGAGCUUCCCAUGUGCGCCGAGUGUAAAUGCUCCCAUGUAGCGCGCAAUACGACACUUAUAAAGGUCGUUGUCAUUAUUGUGAUUUGGAUAAUAUCCAUUUUAGUAAUAUACAUGCUCUUCCUAAUGUGCUUGGACCCACUGCUUAACAAACGCGUCAAGGCUAACAAUUAUCAGGAGCACACCAAUGAAGAUGACGAACCCACACCGCCUAUACCCGCUGGCCCCAACAAUCAAGAGCUAAGCGCACGUGCCAAUGUUCUGAAUCGUGUCGGACAUCAGCAGGACAAAUGGAAGCGUCAAGUGCGGGAACAGCGACGCCACAUCUACGAUCGCCACACCAUGCUAAAUUGAACAGCAACAUUAUGUGCUAGAGCCCUUGGCGACUUAAAGACAUAUUCCGGCAGCAAUUACGUAUUGUAUUUGAAUUUGCUCUUUAACACUGCUUGUCUCAUUAAUUGGAACAGAAUUAAUUAAUAUUAUUAGCAACAUUUUAUAUUAUAAAUAAAUUCACAUAAC
Messenger RNA from Drosophila novamexicana, 879 nucleotides. RefSeq lists its product as uncharacterized. The transcript has 5 exons. Gene Ontology annotation, cellular component: lysosomal membrane. The coding region runs from base 76 to 714 and encodes 212 amino acids. Lineage: Eukaryota; Metazoa; Arthropoda; Insecta; Diptera; Drosophilidae. The record is from RefSeq and is a predicted model, not a curated record.